Molecule: messenger RNA, 2000 nt
Organism: Paramisgurnus dabryanus
Lineage: Eukaryota; Metazoa; Chordata; Actinopteri; Cypriniformes; Cobitidae
Gene: hmg20a
Product: high mobility group 20A
Biological process (GO): regulation of gene expression
Cellular component (GO): nucleus
Source: RefSeq, a predicted model, not a curated record
CGCGCUUCCGGUCGCGGCCUGAUGACGCCACUCGGCUCGCUGCAUUGUUUUGACUCGGAAAUUUUUCUCUGUUUCAUUUUCCCCAAAACGCGUUAAAACGCAAAUAAACACGCGAUUUUACAUCAGACUUCAGCUUCGGAUUACUAGGCAGGUCAGAGGUCAUGGAGGAGCAGAGCGGGUCACCCGGGGUCAACACGGACAACAGCAGCCAACGCAACGGAGAUGAGAAAUCUCGCAGGAGCAGCUGGACCAAAGGCAGGAGAAGGAAGAAGCCGCUGAAAGACAGUAACGCCCCCAAAGCCCCGUUAACAGGAUAUGUUCGGUUCAUGAAUGAGCGCCGGGAGCAACUGAGGGCAGAAAGACCGGACAUGCCGUUCCCAGAGAUCACCAGGAUGCUCGGGAACGAGUGGAGCAAACUGCCACCAGAGGAAAAACAGCGGUACCUGGAUGAAGCAGAUCGAGAUAAGGAGCGUUACAUGAAAGAGCUGGAACAAUAUCAGAAGACUGAGGCCUACAAACACUUCAGCAGAAAAGUGCAAGAGAAACAAAAAGGAAAGAGACACAGAGGAGACACUGGAAGGCAGGCAACUGGUGAAUCCCUUCAUGAGAAGGAUCUAGAGAUAAAGGAUCGCUCGGUGUUUGAUAUUCCCAUUUUCACCGAAGAGUUUCUGAACCACAGUAAAGCACGCGAGGCUGAACUGCGACAGCUCAGAAAGACAAACAUGGAAUAUGAAGAGCGUAACGCGGCGCUGCAGAAGCACGUGGAGAGCAUGCGCUCGGCCGUGGACCGUCUGGAAGGAGACGUGCUGCAGGAACGCACGCGCAACAGCCUGCUGCAACAGCACCUGGAGAUGCUGCGCUCAGCUCUUACACACAGCUUCUCUACUGUCCCUCUGCCCGGCAGUGGAGAGACACCCACACUGGACUCCAUUGACUCCUACAUGAAGAGGCUUCACAGCAUCAUUCUGUCCAACCCACAGGAGCACCAGCACCUGAUCAACACCGUCAGGGAUGUAGUCAACCGCCUUGACAGGUAAUCGGGAAGCCCCGCCCAUCACGCAGUAGCCCAGUAGUGACCAAGUUUUGUGUCAAGCGGUUGUUUCCUAUUAUUUAUUUUUUUACAAUGAUGUUUUUACCUGCUUAUUUGUAUUUUUUUAUUAAGCAUUUUACAUUUGCCAUGUUAAAUAAAUAGUUAACCCCAGAUUGAAAAUCAGCCCAUAUUUUAUUCACCCCCAAGCCAUCCUAGGUGUAUAUGACUUUGGAGUUGUAUUAAAUAAAAUAAUACACUUGCUCUUCCUAGCUUUUAAUGCCAUUGAAUAGUGGGCCUUUUUAUGAAGCCCAUUCAUCAUCACAAAGAUGAAUCCCUACGACUCCGGUGGGUCAAUAUAUGUCUUGAAGCGAAACGAUUUGUAAGAAAGUAUUUUUAAGCAUAUUUAUCGAUCGUUGCAUCUCGUUUAAAUGUGGACACAUCCCAAAAAAAAGCUUGACACCAAUAUGUAAGAUGAUUGGUUCUCAACAUUUUUUUUAUGUAGAUAUGUUUACAUACAAACGUGAUGUAUCCAUUGCUAAAUACAUUCAAAUUUCAUAUAUUAACCCACUGGAGUCGUAUGGAUUCCUUUUUCUGAUGAUGAAUGUGCUUCAAAAAAUGCCAACUAUUCAGUCCCAUUACAAAGAUGGGAAGAACCAUGAUACUCCGAUAGUAAAAUAUGGGCUAAUUUUCAAUCUGAGGCGAACUAUUUUAAGAAUGGUGAAACAGAUUAACCACACUUGUUAAUUUGUAGGGUCUUCUGCAUGCAAACAUGUCUGUGUAUUAUUUUAAGGUGGAUUUUAUACUUGUCAUUUCUUUCAUGUUGUGUAAAGGAAACGAGAUAUUGUACUGGUGUGAAGAAAAAGUACGCUUCAUCUGUAGCUGGUGUCUUUUGCAAUCGUUGUCAUUUUGAAGCUAAUUUCCAAUACUUGACAUUUGAAGAAUUCAAUAAAGCUCGUUUGCAGCAGAUGUA